AUGGAGUCGGGAAACCUCUUACGAUCGACGAUUUCCAUUUCAACGACAGAUUUAGAUCAAACGGAUGGGGUUUGGAAAAACCCAACCAUCCGAACUCGAUUCGGUCACCAAUUCGUAAUUACCAAAAUCAUGAUGAAAGUUGGGAUGGCGAGUCCCUGGAAAGAUAUUGGUCAAACUUUCCACAAGUUGAUCAACCAGAUCUGCAAGGAAGGGAAAUACCCGGCAAACCGCGACUUCCUUCCAAGGCCAAGAAAAACCGACUCCCACGCCUUGCUCCUUGGUAUGCUCGAAAGACGGAAAUCAGUCAUCAGCAAGUCAAGUGGAGAAGAAUAA
Messenger RNA from Melampsora larici-populina 98AG31, 333 nucleotides. RefSeq lists its product as uncharacterized. NCBI's taxonomy places the organism in Eukaryota, Fungi, Basidiomycota, Pucciniomycetes, Pucciniales, Melampsoraceae. Bases 1 to 333 code for a protein of 110 amino acids. The record is from RefSeq and is a predicted model, not a curated record. The transcript has 3 exons.